Labeo rohita (rohu) is the source of this 2495-nucleotide messenger RNA. It is a transcript of the gene ddx19a, whose product is annotated as DEAD-box helicase 19a. Gene Ontology annotation, molecular function: RNA binding; ATP binding; RNA helicase activity. The record is from RefSeq and is a predicted model, not a curated record. Bases 113 to 1537 code for a protein of 474 amino acids. Gene Ontology annotation, biological process: poly(A)+ mRNA export from nucleus. The transcript has 12 exons. Gene Ontology annotation, cellular component: cytoplasmic stress granule; nucleus. Lineage: Eukaryota; Metazoa; Chordata; Actinopteri; Cypriniformes; Cyprinidae.
GCGCGCUGUCAGUUUGCGCGUUCUCGUGAAGCUGCUGAGUCGAGUGAAGUGGACAGCCCAUCUGAUAACUUAUCAAGACCGCUUAAUAGUUCACAUAUCUGUGACUGAAGCUAUGGCAACCGACUCUUGGGCUCUAGCUGUGGACGAACAAGAGUCUACAACCAAGACUAUUGGGAACUUGCGGAUUAUGGAAGCUGGAGAUGCAAAUUUACAUCUGACUGAAGAUGAUGGCGACAAAUCCGACGAAGAGGAAAAAGAGGACAGAGCCACACAGUCUCUCCUCAACAAGCUGAUCAGAAGCAAUGUUGUCAACAACACAAACCAAGUGGAGGUUCUUCAGAGAGACCCAAACUCACCACUCUAUUCAGUCAAGACCUUCGAGGAGCUGAGACUGAAACCUCAGUUGCUGAAAGGCGUCUAUGAAAUGGGCUUCAACAGACCUUCUAAAAUCCAAGAGAACGCCCUUCCCAUGAUGCUCGCCGAACCACCUCAGAAUCUGAUCGCUCAGUCUCAGUCUGGCACUGGUAAAACAGCUGCCUUCGUGCUGGCCAUGCUCAGUCAUGUGGACCCAAGCUUAAAAUGGCCUCAGUGUUUGUGCAUUUCUCCCACAUAUGAACUCGCUCUGCAGACGGGUAAAGUCAUUGAGCAGAUGGGCAAGUUUUAUCCAGAAGUCAAACUGGCAUAUGCUGUUCGAGGACAUAAAAUGGAGCGUGGCGUUAAGAUCAAGGAGCAGAUCGUCAUUGGCACGCCUGGGACGGUUCUGGACUGGUGCGUUAAGCUGAAGCUCAUCGACCCGAAAAAGAUCAAAGUGUUUGUUCUGGACGAGGCCGAUGUGAUGAUCGCCACACAGGGACACCAGGACCAGAGCAUCCGCAUUCAGAGAAUGCUGCCCAAAGGCUGUCAGAUGUUACUUUUCUCUGCCACCUUUGAGGACUCAGUGUGGAAGUUUGCAGAGCGGGUCGUGCCGGACCCCAACAUCAUCAAGCUUAAACGAGAAGAAGAGACCCUGGACACUAUCAAGCAGUACUAUGUGCUCUGCAACAGCAAGGAGGACAAGUUCAACGCACUCUGUAACAUCUACGGAGCCAUCACUAUCGCGCAAGCUAUGAUCUUCUGUCACACUCGGAAAACAGCCAACUGGCUUGCCGGCCAGCUGUCUAAAGAAGGCCACCAGGUGGCGCUGCUCAGUGGGGAAAUGGUAGUCGAGCAGAGAGCUGCAGUUAUUGAACGUUUCAGAGACGGCAAGGAGAAAGUUCUCAUCACUACUAAUGUCUGCGCAAGAGGUAUUGAUGUUGAACAAGUGUCAGUGGUGAUCAACUUUGACCUUCCACUGGACAAAGACGGCAAUCCAGACAAUGAAACGUACCUCCACCGGAUCGGCAGAACUGGACGUUUCGGUAAAAGAGGACUUGCUAUCAACAUGGUGGACAGUCAGCGCAGCAUGGAGAUUCUCAAGACAUACGAGAGGCAUUUUAAUAAGAAAAUUGGGAGGCUGGACACAGAUGAUCUUGACGAAAUUGAAAAAAUCGCCAACUGAAGUGAUGAAGAAAUUAUUUUCCAAAAAAUCAGUUCUGCUGUUACCUCCUCAGAUUUGAUGCUUGAAUAAUCCGCAUUACAAAGACAGACGUUUACAUAAAUUAUCGACUCAUUUAGGAGAAUAUGCUUUAACUCAAGCUUAACGCCAAAUAGUUUUGAUUCCAAGCUUGUAGCUCUUACUGAAUCAGUUUGCGUUUGACAGAGUGUGUUUUGAUUUUGAAGUGAAUUGCAGUACUAAUUCCUACAUUUAAUCUUGUUUACAGGAGACUGUUCUCUACUUGACUAAUGAAGCAUAUCUUGCAUAGUGUUGCACUGUGAAAUAAGUUGACUACUUUUUGGUCUUAUGUGUGAAUAGAAUCAUAACAGACUUCAGUAUUUAUUUCAUUACAGUAUUUGAGAAAAUUAAAGUCAGUAAUAGAAUAAGGUGCACAGAUGACCAAUUCGAGAUACUAACAUUCCUCAAGAGCACUUUAAAAUCAUUUUAUAAUGAGAAUUAUUGUGAAAAUCACAAUACAGUAUUAUUUUGAUAUAGCAGUGCCGCUGUACUUGAACUGCAAAAAGCAUUUAAGCUUUUUGAAGAAGAGUUUGUUUUGUUCUGUUCAGAAAGACCAAAUAUUAGUUUGAGUUUUAGCUGAACUGUGAAUUACUGAACAUUUGCUGAAUGUUCUUUUCCGUUGCAGGAAAUGCAGCACGUUUACAAAAUAUAAAGAGCUACUGAAGAGUGAUAUUGUUGCAUUGUAGUUUCAUUGUUAGGAAUGGCUUCUCAAUUGUUUUUUGAGAAAUGCAAAAUUAUUUUAGUUUGUUUACAUUGUUGCUGCUUAAAUGAAUGCACUUUGUUUGACUGAAACCCAUUUGCGAUUGCAUUUAGCUGCAGCAUUUCAGUUUCUUUUUUUGUACAUUUGCUGCAUUUAGGGUUUUAUAGUUGUUUCCUAUAUGUUCUUGCAGUAAUAAAACUACCA